CAACAAAAGAAUAAAGGACUACAAAAUAAUAAAGAAGGACUACAGAAUAAUAAAAAGGAACAGAAAUAGAUUAUUUCUUUCACGACUAACGAGUGUGGCAGGAUCAGAGCAUCAAGUAAACAUCAGACCCUCCCUCUUUGUCAGUGACUGUGGACGUCCUGCAGGUGUCGCUGACAGCAGCCUGCUAAAGCUCCAUGCCUGCCUGACAGCAGCAACCAAACGUGGGUGUCUGCCUGUCACCCAGGGCCCUGUGACAAAGCAGAGGGAAGAAGACGAGACGUAGAGGAGGAAACCAGAAAGAAACUCUGUUGCAGAAAUGGACCUGCGGUCUGAGCUGCUCAAGUCUAUCUGGUAUGGUUUUACAGCUCUGGACCUGGAGAAGAGUGGUAAGGUGUCCAAGUCUCAGUUAAAGGUGCUGUCUCACAAUCUGUGCACAGUCUUGAGUAUCCCACAUGACCCAGUUGCUCUGGAGGAGCACUUCAGGGAUGAUGAUGAUGGUCCAGUUUCCAGUCAGGGUUACAUGCCUUACCUUAACAAAUACAUCCUGGAUAAGGUUGUUGAUGGCUCUUUUAUAAAGGAAGACGUGGAUGAGCUCUGUUGGACUCUCACAGCAAAAAAAAACUACCAAACAGACAAAACCAGCACCACGGUUCUGCCGGAGAAGGAUGCUUUUCGUCUUUGGUGCCUUUUUAAUUUUCUCUCUGAGGACAAAUACCCUUUGGUUAUGGUCCCUGACGAGGUGGAGUAUCUCCUCAAGAAGAUAUGCAUGGCUAUGAGCAUGGAGUUCAACUGUGUAGAAUUAGAAGACUUCUUCUCCCAAGAUUCAGUGCAGCAGAGCGGCAUCACUGUUUGGGUUUUCUUGGAGAUGAUGAACUCAGGAAAGAUAACCAGAGGAAUUGAAAAGGGCAUCAUGAGUAUGGCUGUAGAGGAGGUUUACAGAGAGAUAGUUGGUGAUGUCCUCAAAGAGGGUUAUCUUUGGAAGAAAGGCCAGCUGAGGAGAAACUGGAAGGAACGCUGGUUCACCUUAAGGCCCAGCAACUUGUCCUACUACACGGGAGAGGACCGCAGGGAUUGCCAGGGCAACAUAGCUCUGGAUGGGAACUGCUGUGUGGAAGAAGUAGACGAUGAGCAAAUAUUGUUUGGUCGUACAAAAUGGAUCAUAAACGUCCUUUUUCCAGUGCUGCCAGAUCGGGAUGGGAAGAGGUGCAUGUUUUGUCUAAAAACUCUCUCCAAGACUUAUGAGAUGAGCGCCUCAGACACCAAGCAGAGACAGGAGUGGACAGCAGCUAUUCAAACAGCUAUCAGGCUACAUGUGGAGGGGAAAACAUCCCUCCACAAAGAUUUGAAGUUUAAGCGACGUGAACAGAGAGAGCAGAGGGAGAAGAGACGGCAGGCCAAGGAGGAGGAGCUGCAGAGGCUGCGGGCUCUGCAGGAAGAACGGGAACGUAAGCUAGCAGAGCUGGAACUUCUGAAGGAGGCACAAAAGCAGGCUCAGGCCCUGCUGGAGCAAGAUGAGCAGAGGAGGCGGCAGCAGCACGAACAGCUCCAGCAGGCCUUGGAGGUCCAGCUGCGAGAGGCUGAGGAUGCGCGGGUCAGCAUGCAGGCAGAGAUGGCCCUGAAAGAGGAGGAGGCAGAGAAACAGAGGAAGAGGAUCCAGGAGCUUGAGGAGAUGCAGAAGCGUCUGGAGGAGGCGCUUCAGCAAGAGAUCAAGGCCAGGCUGGAUGAGGAGGCCUUCCGCUACGCUCAAGCAGGGUUACUUGCAGAGGAGGAGGAGAAAAUGAAGGCCCUGAUGUCCCUGCAGGAGGAACAGGAGGAGUACAUCCUGAAGACACAGAGGGAGAAGCAGGAGCUGAAACAGGAAAUGGAAGUCAAGUCUCGAUCACUGGACGAGGCACAGAGGCAGCUGGAGGAGGUCCGAGCCAACAGGCACAGGGUUGACCAGGAUGUGGUGGCUGCACAGAGGAAACUUCGCCAGGCAAGCACCAACGUCAAACACUGGAACGUCCAGAUGAACAGACUGAUGCGACCAAUUGGACCAGGCGAAAAGAGGCCGUCGCUUGGAAGCUCUUUUUCAUCCAUCCAGAUCCCAUCACAGAGGGAUCCUGGGCUGCGUCUUAGAAGGCGAUCAGGAUCAGGGGAUCAGGACGAGGAGAGCAAAGAAAACGUUGACACCAGGACUGGAUGUGAUUCAGAGAAACGCCACUCCCAUGCCUCAAAUGGAGACAUGGAUAUCCCCUAAAAAUAAGAACCAGCCUGGCUGCUGGAGUUUUUCCUCAAGGAUAGGGCGAGAAUUGACUGUCUGAUGUGUAAACAAUAUUAAACAGUGGGACUACACACUUUAAACUGAAUUUACAGUACUGCCAUUUCUAUUGAUGUUGAAUUUACUGACCUCAUUUCACAAACAGCAACAGUUUUAAAAUUUUUAACGGAAAUAAAACCACUUAUCAACUAAUCUUUGGCUGUGACAUGUGUGAGGCUUUUGGACAUGAAAAAUACCUCAAUGCAAAUAAUAUGAGCUGUAAGCAUGAUCAUGAAAGGGAGUUGUGAUGUUUUAAGGUUAAAACUUAAGAACAAAAUAAGGAAGCUGGUUUGUUUUGCCCUAUAAUAUUUAAACAUAACACAGUUUCAUUAAUAGAAAUUUAGUUUUGGAAUGCUGAGCGUGGGUUGACUUUCUGAUGUAAAAAGUUGGAUCAGUAUUACUAGUUUUAUGAAAUUUCUUGGUAAAAUGGUGACUCCUGAUAAACAGGAAAGAGAGAGACAGACAGACAGACAGACAGACAGUGAGAGAGAGAGAGAGAGAGAGAGAGAGAGAGAGAGAGAGACUCAUCACACUUCCUGUUUCUUCUGUCACUUAACAUAUCUGUAAAUAAAAGUGAGGUAAAGUCUUGA
Messenger RNA from Notolabrus celidotus (New Zealand spotty), 2889 nucleotides. RefSeq names its product differentially expressed in FDCP 6 homolog. The record is from RefSeq and is a predicted model, not a curated record. Gene Ontology annotation, cellular component: cytoplasm; nucleus. Lineage: Eukaryota; Metazoa; Chordata; Actinopteri; Labriformes; Labridae. The coding region runs from base 317 to 2239 and encodes 640 amino acids. The transcript is spliced from 13 exons.